Alligator mississippiensis (American alligator) is the source of this 3579-nucleotide messenger RNA. It is a transcript of the gene NCBP3, whose product is annotated as nuclear cap binding subunit 3. Gene Ontology annotation, molecular function: RNA 7-methylguanosine cap binding; mRNA binding. The record is from RefSeq and is a predicted model, not a curated record. Bases 28 to 1839 code for a protein of 603 amino acids. Lineage: Eukaryota; Metazoa; Chordata; Crocodylia; Alligatoridae. Gene Ontology annotation, cellular component: nucleus; cytosol. The transcript has 13 exons.
UGAGCGGAGGGCGGGCCUGGCGGGGCGAUGGCGGCCGUGCGGGGCCUGCGGAUCUCGGUGAAGGCGGCGGAGGCGGAGGCGGAGGCGCGCGGCGCGGAGCCCGAGCCCAUGGAGGUGGAGGAGGGGGAGCUGGAGGCCAUCCCCGUGCGGCGCUCGCUGCGGGAGCUGCUCCCGGACACUAGCAGAAGAUACGAAAACAAAGCUGGAAGUUUCAUUACAGGAAUAGACGUCACCUCCAAGGAAGCAAUUGAGAAAAAAGAGCAAAGAGCAAAGCGUUUUCAUUUUCGAGCUGAGGUGAAUCUUGCCCAAAGGAAUGUGGCAUUGGACCGAGACAUGAUGAAGAAAGCAAUCCCUAAAGUGAGACUGGAUACAAUCUACAUUUGUGGGGUAGAUGAGAUGAGUACCCAGGACAUCUUUGCUUAUUUCAAAGAGUAUCCUCCUGCUCAUAUUGAAUGGCUAGAUGACACGUCAUGUAAUGUGGUCUGGCUUGAUGAAGUAACAGCAACACGUGCUCUUAUAAAUAUGAGCUCUAUGCCUGAUCAGGAAAAAAUCAAAAACCGAGAAAACAGUGAAGAGAAGACAACUGAAAAACCCAAGAAAGACAAACAAGAGGAAAGCUCAGAUGAUGAGACUGAGGAGGGAGAGGUUGAAGAUGAUAAUCCAAGUGAUGUUGAGCUGGAUGCGCUCUCUCAGGUAGAAGAAGAUUCUCUCUUACGUAAUGAUCUUCGUCCAGCCAACAAACUAGCUAAAGGAAAUAAACUGUUCAUGAGAUUUGCUACUAGAGAUGACAAAAAAGAACUCGGAGCUGCAAGGAGAAGCCAAUAUUACAUGAAAUAUGGCAAUCCCAAUUAUGGGGGCAUGAAAGGAAUUCUUAGCAACUCUUGGAAACGAAGGUAUCAUUCGCGUCGAAUCCACCGUGAUGUAAUAAAGAAAAGGACACUUAUUGGGGAUGAUGUUGGCUUGACACCUCCUUACAAGCACCGGCAUUCAGGCCUAGUGAAUGUUCCUGAGGAACCUAUUGAGGAGGAAGAGGAGGAGGAGGAGGAGGAUCAAGAUAUGGAUGAAGAUGACAGAGUUGUAGUAGAGUACCGGGAUGAGCUACAAGCAUUCAAGCAAGCCCGAGAUCGCAGUGCAGCCAGGCGAUCGAGUGCGAGUGCUUCUGAUUCUGAUGAAAUGGACUAUGAUCUUGAACUGAAAAUGAUAUCAACUCCCUCUCCCAAAAAGAGCAUGAAAAUGACGAUGUACGCAGAUGAGGUGGAAUCUCAAUUGAAAAAUAUUAGGAACUCUAUGAGAGCAGAUAGUAUAGCAUCCAGUAACGUCAAAAACCGGAUUGGUAGCAAAGGAUCUUCGGAGAAAGUUGCAGAUGUAAGACUAUUAUUAGAGGAAAAACGUCAGAAUAACACAGGGCAGCGUCAGCCAGCCAGCACUAUAAAAUCAGAUGUCCGGCAGAGGCUGGGAAAGAGACCACACUCUCCAGAAGUCAAACCCCCAAGCAGCACCAGCACGCCUCGUCGAGAACCAAUAUCAGAUGUGCAUAGCCGGCUAGGGAUCCCCAAGCAAGAUGUGAAAGGCCUCUACUCGGACACCCGGGAGAAGAAAUCAGGUAACUUAUGGACCCGCUUAGGAUCUGCACCUAAGACGCAAGAAAAGACUCCAGAUAAAUCAGAAAACUCAGCAGCAUCUCCAGAGGAGGAUGAUUCAGAGCUCCAGCGGGUGUGGGGUGCUCUGAUCAAAGAAAAAGAACAGUCACGCCAAAAGAAAAGUCGAUUGGAUAAUUUACCAUCCCUACAGAUUGAAAUUAGCCGGGAGAGUAGUUCUGGGUCAGACACUGAAUCGUGAUGCUCUUUUAGAUCCUGAUACUCAGGAUUUUGACUCUGCAACAUGGCAAGAUUUCCAUUGCCCAAAAGCUGAACAUUGUGGCAGGGACACCGUAAUUAAGGUUCCAGGAGCCUCUCUCUUUUUAUACAGAAGUAAAAACCUGUAUAACACUUGACACUUAAAGCAAUCACAUUUGUCUUCAGUGUGUCGUGGCCCUGUGUUGUGUAGGGCAUUGUUCAGUACAUUUAUUUUAGCAGGCCCUUAGACAUUCUUUUAAAACAUUUUUCCCCCUUGCUUCAGACUUUAAAGAAGAGGCAAAACAAUUCUGGAUUUUGUAGACAACCUUUUUGUUCUUAAUUUUUUUAACACAGGAUCUUUUAAGAAAAUGUUUUACACAGUUCAUCCAAAGAACAGGGAACUUCAUAAUAAUCACCAUUGCCUGGCCCUUAGAGCUGGUGCCAGCACCUGCCUUUUUCUUAUAAACUAAUAACAAUGAUGCUUCCUGGGCAGAUGGCCAGCAAGGGUAAAGCUUAGAGGGAUUGCUGACUUCCACCCCUCCAAAAUGCUAAAUGCAAAUCUAAACCAGACAUCCUAGAAAAAUAACUUUUGAAAAUACUGUCAAAGCAGCACCACCAGACUAAUGUCAAAAAGGAUUCUGCUUCAUUCAUUUGGUGAUAAUUCAUUUUUACUUUAAGUGAAGAUUGACAAGUUCAAGACCGCAGAAUUGGAUCUUUGACCGACGUGUGCAAAUUCCUGAGGGUUAUUUUGGAGUUUAAAUGUUGAAACAAUUUUAAAGAUUUUCUUUCAGUAUAGCUGUAUUAUGUUUGAAGAAAUUUAACAAUUUAAAAACUUAAAAAUUUAAUUUUUAUAUUUGUGAAAAUUCUCCUGUUGGCUACAGUGAAAGCUAUAGUGGUGUUUUCAUAUGUGCUGUUUAAAUAUAUAAAUAUAUAUAGAGAUAUAUAUAUGAUUGAAAGAGAAAAGGAAAAAAAAUAGAGGAUCAGUGUCUCGUCAAUAUUUUUGAAUGUUCUUAUUGUAUAGUACAUGUGGAUGUGCACAUGGUUGACUUGUUACUUUCACCUUGUUUAACUCUUGUCCCCUUUCUAAAUAGGUAAAUUUUGAUCAAUGUGUAGCUGAUUUUUGUUUGUGGCAUUUAUUUUGACUGCCCACAAUUUUGGGAAAAGAGUAUUUUGAGUACAUCAGCUUCUGGUAAACAGAACACGUUGGUAAAAAUACUGCCUGCCAAAAUUUGGCGAUGCAUUGUUCCCGAUUUCCUUGGUUGGUCCUGUUAAGCUAAAAUGUCAGUGGCAUUCCUUCCCCACCUUUCUUUUUUAACAACUGUUUUAUUCUGUUUUCUAUUUUUAUACUAUGUUAAAAUAGGUUUGGGGCUUUCCAAAAGCAAGGAGCCUGCAGUUAGCUUCCUCUGUCACACUGUUGCACAUACAAACAGCAAUAUAUGAAAUGGGCUUACGAGAACUGAAUACGAAAGGGUUAGCUGGUCUGGUGACUUACUGGGCGUUGAGCCUUAACUGUUCCCUUGCUUUUGUGACACUUACCCUUGGUUUUGUAUUUAAUAUUGAGUACAGUCUGGUAAACAUGGCUCAUAAAAAUCCUGCUCAAAACAAGAGUAAAUGAUUGCAAUAUCUGAUCACUGUAAUGGGUCGCUUUGAUGUGCGCUUCCAUUCAUGUUUCCCCACAGAAAGCUUUUCAAAUAGAACAAUAUAUAAUAAUACAGCUGAGACCUCAUCCCUAACAGCCUGAUAA